Molecule: messenger RNA, 1290 nt
Organism: Adineta ricciae
Lineage: Eukaryota; Metazoa; Rotifera; Eurotatoria; Adinetida; Adinetidae
Source: the annotation of a GenBank genome assembly
AUGACCGAAAAUGUUCGUCAGCGUAAACGAGUUGACGAAGCAAUUUAUCAAUCUACAGAAGAUGAUAGUAAGCGAGGUAUUGUGAUUGAUCCAGAUGAUCGUCGGCCCCGUCGACAACCGUCAAUACCAUUAUCACAAGUAGCGCUGACUGUUAUCGCGAUUGCAAUGUUAGCUCUGUUAGCUUACAUACAAUUCGCAUUGCCUCAUGAGGAUCACAUGACAAAACACUUUCCAGCUUCGUUGCCAACGAUGGAUGGUGCACCAUUACUUGUGAAUGACUUUCUUGCUCAUAGUGAACGAAUCUAUGUUGGUGAAGGACCAGAAUCGAUUGAACCAUUGAAUGGUAUGCUGUACACUGGUCUAAAGAAUGGCUCUAUCAUUGAACUUGACCCGGUAACAAGAAAAACUCGCGUUGUUUAUUCAUCUCUCAGUAUUGACGAUCAUUUGCUCACUUGUGGAAAAGACAAUUUAGAACAUGUAUGUGGUCGUCCUUUGGGUAUUCGUCGUCUGUCUGAUGACGAACUUAUCGUUGUGCAAGCUUACCACGGUCUAUUUAAAUUAAAUGUUAAAACAAAGAAACUAACUCGAUUGAUCAGCGCAGAUGAUCAACGCUUUGGUUCACGUCCAUUGAAAUUUGUGAAUGAUGUUGAUGUACUUGAGGGACGCUAUCUCUUCUUUACUGAUUCUGACUGGCUUUAUCCACGAAAAGAGUUUAUGUCUGUUCUAAUGCAUGCAAGUCCUCGUGGAAGAUUGAUUCGUUUUGAUCUUGAAACGGGUAAAGUACGUAUUCUUGAUGAUCAACUUGCCUUUCCAAAUGGUGUUCAACUAUCUGUCGAUAAGCAAUCAGUAUUAGUGUGUGAAACGACAUUAGCUCGGGUUAUUCGGCAUUGGAUUAACGGUGAUAGUUCCAAGAUAGGAAAAAGCGAAGUUUUCAUUGAUAACUUACCUGGUCUUCCAGACAACAUUCGGUUAACCAGCAGUGGAAACUAUUGGAUUGCCUUUGCAGGUAUUCGCCAUCAAGAUCAGCCAAGUAUAUUAGAUCGUUUACGCAAUUGGCCAAGAUUACGCACGUUACUUUCGCUUGUACCUGGAGCGUUGAAAAAAAUACAAAGAAGAUUACCACAACAUGGGCUUAUUAUUGAAGUUGAUAAAGACAAUAGACAUAUCGUUCGUUCAUUACAAGACGCAGAAGGUCUGGUUGUUCCUUCCACAUCCCAAGUCACUGAGUAUAAUGACCAUCUUUAUUUUGGAUCGUAUUAUUUGGAAUAUAUCGCCGUUUUCAAGCUUUAA